Messenger RNA from Falco peregrinus (peregrine falcon), 4582 nucleotides. RefSeq names its product ubiquitin specific peptidase 30 (gene USP30). The coding region runs from base 331 to 1776 and encodes 481 amino acids. Gene Ontology annotation, biological process: protein deubiquitination. Gene Ontology annotation, cellular component: nucleus; cytosol. The transcript has 13 exons. The record is from RefSeq and is a predicted model, not a curated record. Lineage: Eukaryota; Metazoa; Chordata; Aves; Falconiformes; Falconidae. Gene Ontology annotation, molecular function: cysteine-type deubiquitinase activity; cysteine-type endopeptidase activity.
CGUGGGAGCCCCGGUUCCGGCGGGGCGCGGGUUCCGGCGCGGCCCCGGUUCCGGCGGGGCCAUGCUGCCCGGCCGCGCUGCGGAGCCGGACGGGGCGGUGCGGCGCUUGCUGCGGGCCGGCGCGGCUGCCAGGUCAGCGGGGCGGGGGGCCGGGGGCACGGGGGCGGGGGGCGGCCAGCGGCCGAGGCCUGGCCCUUCCCCAGCCCGGGCACCGGGAGCGAUACCGGGGGGGGGGACACACACAGGGACGGACACACACGUUACCGCCGGCCGCCCCCGCCCCACCCCCGUGCCCCUGACCCGCCUCCCCGCAACCUGAGGUACAAAGUGAUGAAGAACUGGGGCGUGCUCGGGGGGUUGGCGGCCGCGGUGGCGGCGGGGAUGUACGUGCUGUGGGGUCCCAUCACCGAGAGGAAGCGGCGCAGGAGAGGGCUUGUACCUGGCCUUCUUAACUUAGGAAACACCUGUUUCAUGAACUCUUUGCUGCAAGGCUUAUCUUCCUGUCCGUCUUUCAUCAAGUGGCUGGAGGAAUUUACAGCACAAUACAAGACGGACCAGAACCAGGCCACUGAGCAUCAAUACUUAUCGGUCACUUUGCUGCGUCUCCUCAGAGCUUUAUCCUGUCAAGAGGUAACAGAAGAUGAUGUCCUGGAUGCAAGCUGCCUGCUAGAAGUUUUAAGAAUGUACAGGUGGCAGAUCUCAUCAUUUGAAGAACAGGAUGCUCAUGAACUAUUUCAUGUCCUUACUUCUUCAUUAGAAGACGAACGGGAUCGUCAGCCACGUGUGACACACCUGUUUGAUGUGCAUUCUCUGGAGCAGCCAGAAAUAACCCAAAAGCAAAUAAGCUGCAGAACAAGAGGGUCUCUUCCCCCUGUGUCAAGUCACUGGAAAUCUCAGCAUCCUUUUCACGGAAGGCUGACCAGCAACAUGGUUUGCAAACACUGUGAACACCAGAGUCCUGUGAGGUAUGAUACCUUUGACAGUCUCUCCCUGAGCAUCCCAGCAGCUGUGUGGGGUCGUCCUAUGACGCUGGACCACUGCCUCCAUCAUUUCAUCUCCUCUGAAUCUGUAAAGGAUGUUGUGUGUGACAACUGCACUAAAAUUCAGGCAGAAGGGACUCUGAAUGGACAGAGCAUAGAAAACCAGAGAACAACAUUUGUUAAGCAAUUAAAGUUAGGAAAGCUCCCUCAGUGUUUGUGUAUCCACCUGCAAAGACUGAGCUGGUCAAACCAAGGCACUCCUCUGAAACGUCACGAACAUGUACAGUUCAAUGAGUUCCUGAUCAUGGACAUCUACAAAUACCGCAUUCCUGUUCAUAAAUCAAGACAGAAUGAGCUGAAUCAGAAAAGCUCUGAAGAGACAGCGCCAGGAACAAAGGAUGGGAUAGCAGUAAAACCUUCAGAUGCAGAACAGCCACCUAGUACUAAAACACUCUUUAUGAAUGGUGCCUCCUCCUCCUCAUUUUUAAUGUCCUUGGGAACUUUUCCACUUGCUGCAUUCCCUGAAUGCAGUUCCCCUGUGUACCUUUACCGUCUGAUGGCAGUUGUAGUUCAUCACGGAGACAUGCAUUCUGGACACUUUGUGACUUAUCGCCGCUCUCCACCUUCUCCUAAGAACCCACUCUCUGUCAGCAGUCAGUGGCUAUGGAUUUCAGAUGACACCGUUCGCAAAGCUAGUUUGCAGGAAGUCCUUUCUUCUAGCGCUUACUUGCUUUUUUAUGAGCGUGUUCACUCGAGGGUACAGCACCAAAGUGUGGAGUUGAGGGCUGAAGAGUGAUUCAGAGAGAAGGACAAAAACUGACAAAAUUCCUUUAAUGAGAUCUACGCUGCACCUCCUGUCUGUUAUGCAAAUAACCCACCAUGAGCCCUUUAACCUUCCCCUCUAUGGCAAUGGCUGGCUCCUGCUGGGAGUGGUGUUUCGUACCAACAUUACGCUACCCAAAGUUGGCCUGCUAACAUCGUGCAGUCCAAAGUCUAUCUGUAUUAGAGGAGCAUUUAUUCUGUUAGGUGAUAGUUUUGUCAACAUCACAGCUCUGAAACAGACUUCCCAAGGCUGUAUUCCAUAUUCUGACACCUAUGUGAAUUUUCAGAGAGAUGCUUAAUCCUAUACCUUUCACUGCAGAUGUUUCUGAACAGGAGAGCCCCAGAAGCAGUUGAUGGGAAGCUACUGUUAUCAAAGGCAAUGAAUUUAAGAAACAAAGUGCCUUGAGCUUAUUUGAAUACCUACAUUACCAUUGUCUGAGUCCACUGCGUGUUUGUUGCAUUCUGGUAAAUGUCUCAAGAUAACGGGAUGAACUACAAAAUGGAAUCAGAUUUCUCUUGGUAUCCCAGCUAAUAAAUGAAGUAAGGCAUCUCUGCAUAACAUGCACGAUCCAAAAAAAAGACUUCCCUAUUCACAUAAUUUUCCUAAUAUUUUAGUUCCUUAUACAUCACAGAAGUAUUUCUUCUGAUUCAAAGUGCAGUUUCUUUUUUCCAGGAGAAAAGGUAAUUAUUUUUUUUUAAUCUAUGAAGAGCUGAGGCCCUGAUUUAUUGCUCGGUAUCUUUGGAAUAUAACUGAAAUCAAAAGACAUUUGCUAGCAAUCAGUAUUAUUUCCUUAGUCACUAUGAAACUGUUGAAUAUGGUUGCUUGUAGUAUCGACUACAACUUUUAAUGCUGUGAUUUCAAGGCUACUGUAAUUGGUGUUCUCGACUUGCCCGUCCUGUUUUAAUGCUGAAAACUGCCAUUUCUCACCAACCAUUCAGAUACAUGCUGUCUGGCUUGCAGUUGAGCUUUAGAGCUUGUACCGGUGGUGAUCGUGAGCUGAGAUGUAGCAACCCCAAGCAUCCUCAUUAAGUGAACAGUAUACGUGAUCGGGACUGGUGGGCACCUGCCUUGCAAAAUAGUACAGCAGUCUGGAAAGGCUGGUGUCACUGCAUUAGAUACUGAUUGCCACAUAAAUAGAAGUAAGGUGUACUUUGCUGCUCUAGAUUGUUUGUGUAAAAAAAAUAAUAAAUUCCAAACAAAGUGCUGGUGGGAGAAGCAGCAAAAAUCAUUCUUUUGACUGCUUUUAAAUUACCAGGAAUAAAGUAUGUAGGCUAUUUUUAGCUCUUUUCUAUCCUUGUAAGCUUGGAGGAGUAGAGUGUAAUUCAUCAGACAAGCUUUUUCUGUGUAAAACAGCAACGGAGUUUUCAAAUGAUAACAGCCGUAUUAAUAGGGGUUUUUAGGGCAACUUUGUACCUCAUGUAUUUAUAUUGCUGCCCAAAGCUCAUAGGUGUUCAGAGUUCCUUAAUGGGAGGCUCAAAACCAGCCAAAAUAGGAGUGGUGAUGGAUAUAUAUGCAAAAUUACACAACUCCUCAGUCCAGAGUAUGGAUCACAGUUCCUGCUCCAAGUAAUACUCGUAGUAUGUAAAAUAGUCUUUAUAAAUCCACUAACCUACUAGCUCCUGAGAAGUCUCCCCCUCUCUGCUAGGCUAGCAGUAGCAUGGUUUUAACCUUUCUAUUUCAAGUUAUGGAAAAACAACAAGAAAAACAAACAAACAAAAAAACCUAGAAAGAUUCAAAAUGCAAAAGAUGCCCUGGCCGUUGAACUAAGACCUAAUGGCCUUGCCGAAGAUGAAAGCCCUCCAUUCUGGGCAGCACAGGUGUGCAGCAGGAGCUCUGUAAAGCACUGCUGGGUGUCAUCUAAGAAAAAGACAACCCAAUAUCGUGCAAAGUACUUGUUCCAGCAAAUCUACCAUUUGUACCUCAGAACUCCAAACCAUUUCCACUGCCAACAGUGUAUAUUCUGCAAUACCUGUUCUCAACAGGAUCUGUUUAGAGUUUUUAACUGAAUUUUUGAGGUGUUCAUCUGAACAGGUCACUUUAGAAAGCAGUAAUGCUGGAGCUGGGUCAGAACAUACACACAUGGUGGACCAAGUCUUAAAUUUAUCAGCUUGUAACAGGGACAUAAAGCCGCAUAUUACUGCAAGCUUGCACGUUCGAUGUAUUUUUCUUUUGUGUUGAGCUGUUUUCCAGUAGGGGCUGGUUUGAUGAGAAGUGCAGUCGCUGUACAACACUGAUAAAUUGCUCAGUUUCACUCAGCUGCAGAUUUACACUGAAAGCUUCCUCAAGGGCUGUAAAAAUGAGGGGGGGUGUAGUCAGCAUUUGUUCUAGCCUUCACUGUUAGGAAGGAGUAGAUUGUCUUGGCUUAGCCCUCAGUGUGAGGAAGGGAGCAAGUAUCAGCACUUCUGUCCUGGUCCUGAGCUGUGCUAGAUCCUCCCAGCCUCCUGUGAGCAUCCAAGACCUCUGCAGAUGUUUGCCACCCAGCCCUCACCUUUCAAAGUCAUUUGGCUCUGUGCAGGCAUGUGAGGCUCAUCAAACACUGUCACUUGUUACUCAUAGGCUUCCAUGGUGGAGAAAGUAUCAAUAAAAUGUGAAGGGUUAAAAACCAUAAGACCGCCAGGAUGACAUCUCUGUGUUUGGAUUAUUCUCGUCUUUUGUGCAUUAUUUAAAAAGGUAUGAAAUUCUAGUCAAACCACUGCACUGCUGUUUGAAGUUGCAUUUUCACUUCAGGGUAUUUUUGUAACUGUACAGUAGCAAUAAAUGAACAAACUUACUAGAAAAA